Messenger RNA from Cavenderia fasciculata, 3570 nucleotides. RefSeq lists its product as uncharacterized. NCBI's taxonomy places the organism in Eukaryota, Evosea, Eumycetozoa, Acytosteliales, Cavenderiaceae. The transcript is spliced from 9 exons. Bases 1 to 3570 code for a protein of 1189 amino acids. The record is from RefSeq and is a predicted model, not a curated record. Gene Ontology annotation, molecular function: protein binding.
AUGCCUGGUUUCUAUUUCUAUGAAAAACAUAUCACCUCUUCUAAUUGUUCAGAUACUAGAAAUGCUGGUAGAGCAUUGAUAACAACUGACAGCAAAUUUAGUUAUUGUACUCCUUCUGAAUCUUUUGCUCAUUACAUUGAAGAUAUGAGUAUAUCAAAUGAAUCUAAAAAAAGAGGUGUAGCUUGUCCUACUGGUGGGUCUGUACCUGAUAACAUUGCAUACUCGUCCAUUGUUCCCGAACCAUCAUUUUCCUUUUCCUUUACCUUUUCUUCUGUCUUUUUUGACAGAAUCAUCACAAUCAAAGAUUUUACCAACUCAUGGCCAUCCUAUUUGACCUAUUCCAUGCCAAUGAGUUACCAAGCCAAUGGAGCUGGUAAUCAAAUCCCUCUAACCUCUAGCUGUUCUGCCACCGCUGGUUGCGUCCUCUCGUUUCCCAGUGACAUUAGAAAUGCCACCGUUUAUGCAGUUCCCAAUUUCUUGGCUCCACACUCCCAAUUACAAAUAGAAUCAUUCAAUUUCCAACUGAAUCUUUGCUUGGUAAGACGUGCAUCACCAAUUCAACCACUCAAUGCGACCUAUCUACUUAUGAUAUCUUAUCCACAAAAUGAUUGCUCUGGUUUAAAUGCCCCACUUGCUGUGAUGUCAGCGGUUAUCGAUCAGUGUUAUGUAGGUGGCUUUACAAGAUCCUACAAAUACACCUACGAUGUAGAUACGGAUAAAGCAGCUGUCGUCGCCUACAACAACGAAGUUUGUCAAGAACCAGGCGUCGAAUCAAUCUCCUCAACUCAUCUUGGACAAUGCCAAUUAUACCUUCUCACAGGUACAAAGGCGCGUUUUAUGUCAUUUAAAGUAUCGGAAUUCCCUCUAUUACCUGUAGAAGGUCACUAUUUCUAUGAAAAGCAUAUCACCUAUGAAAAUUGUUCAGAUACUACAAAUGCUGGUAGAACAUUGAUCCAUGCAUCAGAGUCAACAUGUGUACGUGCCGAAAACUAUGAUCGUUUUAUUAAUAGUAUUUCGCAACAGGGUGCUGGAUUGCUCUCUAGUUAUAGUGUAUCUACUAGUUGUGGUCAAACAAGUGGAAUUACAUUCCGUGGUCUAUCAUGUGGUGUAGAAAUUGUACCAGACAAUAUUGCCUACUCGACCGUUGUUCCUGAACUCGUAUUUGCCCCUUUCCUUUCCUCAGUCUCCCUUGACAGCAUCACGGUCAAAUACUUUACCAACUCGUGGCCAUCCUAUUUGACCUAUUCCAUGCCAGGGUAUUCAAUGAGUUACCAAAUCGAUGGAACUGGCAAUCAAAUACCUCUAACCUCUAGUUGUUCGGCUACCGCUGGUUGCACCCUCAAUUUCCCAAGUGCUGGUCUGAAUAUCAAACUUUAUGCAACACCUAAUUUCUAUGCUCCACCAGGUAUCACACCCCAAGUUACUACUCAAACCAUUCAAUUACCAAGUCCACCAAAAGUAACAUCAAUCAAUAUUAUUAAAACAAUGCAUGACUCUAUUACAUUUGAAUAUGUAGUGAAUGAUCUUUCAUAUGGAUCUGAAACAACAUACAUUGUAAAGGUGAAUGGAGUUGAAAAUAAUUCAAAUGCUAGUUGUGCUGUUGGUCCAUCUUGUACUAUCAAAGGUCUUGUUGCUGGAUCAAAUGUGACCCUUUCGGUGUAUGCUGUUACUAGAAACUAUGCAUCUGUUGAAUUUACUCAAAAUGCAACUCUUUACCAAGCCAUCACCAAAAUUGAAUUGCCAACAUUGGUCUCCAGAACAAACUCUCUUUCGUUGACAUACAAUCUUGUUGGAGGUGACAAAAGAUACCCACUGUUAUCGUCAACGACCAACUCAGUAACAACUGUUCAUCCACCAGCCUCACAACCUCUUCCCCAAACACAUAAUGCUCAGACUCUUGCCAGUAUCUCUAACCAAAACUUGACCGUUGUCUCUCUAGCAACCACAUCUGUCAUUGUUGAAUAUUCAUACAAUGGAGGUGUUCCAGGUGAAACCACUGUUUCGUUUACAGUUAAUUCUACCGCUGCUACUUGUACACCAAUCCAAGGUUCCUCCUCUCAAUGUAAUAUUUCAUCGUUGACUCCUGGUUCCACCUAUGACAUUGUCGCAACAAUCUCAAAUGAUGGUACUACUGUUACUGCACAAAAAACCUUCACCACCUAUCCAUCGGUUGUCCUCAGUAUCGCUUUGGAACAAUACAAUUCAUACUUUAAUGUUAGUUAUACUACCAAAGGUGGUAUUCCUGGUGCCACUACCUACAUUGGUGUUGUGAAUGGUACUGAAAUGGAAGCCCAUCCAGGAUACUUUAUCUACCACUAUGAAAAUGGUCAAUAUCCAUCAAGAAAAAUCUUUACCAUUGUUGUUUAUGCCACCAAUGAUGGUGACACUGACAUGGAGAUUUUAAGGUUCACCACCUAUGUCCCACCAGGUGGAUUUUCAACCAGCCAAGUGUUUGGUGUCAAUUCAGUCAACAUGACAUGGACAGAAUUAGUAGGUGGAAAACCAGACUCUACCUAUUACCAAGCUACUUUGGAUUUUGAAGGUGGUCCAAACAUUGUCAAAUGUAAUACAACGGGAUUCUAUUGUUAUAUCGAUAAUUUGGUACCAGAUGUCGAAUAUUAUUAUGGUUUUUAUGCUUAUAAUAGUUUCUUUAAUCCUCAUUACAAUAAUGGUGAUUCUCAUACUUAUCCAGAAUUAAACAAGAAUUGUACAGAUGAUUGUAAUGGCCAAGGUCAAUGUGUAAUUGGAAGUUGUGAAUGUGAUCAAGGAUGGGAUGGUCCAUCUUGUAAUAUUAAAUUAUCAUCCAAUACUACACAAUCCAUUGUCCUCGCACCAACCACAACUAAUCAACCAACUUUAUCAAUUUCAUUCAACAACCAAGUUAAAUUUUCUAUUGGAUUAUUGAAAUUGGUUGAGAUUGAUACAGUAAACAACAACACUGAUGUUCGUGGUUUGGAUUUAACAACAUUGACUGGAUGGAAAUCAAGUGGAAAUGGUUUAUACUACAAUGCAAGUGGAUUAUCAAUAUUUAUUGGUGCCACUCAAGUCAAACAAGAUAAUGCAGAGGUAUACUUUGCAGGUCAGACCUAUAAUAAUACAGUUGGAUCAAUCUUGUAUAACAUUACAAUUAGUGGAUGGGCAUUUGCUUCACCAAACAAUCAAUUUGAAAUUCAUGCUUCAAUUUCCAAUCCAACCAUUUGUAAAGAGACAUUAAAUAAUUCAACCUUCAGCACACCAAACAAUCUUACAUCCAGUUUAUUGAUUGGUGAUGCAACAGUAUCAGAAGCAUUAUUACAGGGAAAGUUAGUACAUUCAUCAAUGGUAGACACACUUCCAAAUAUCAUCACAUAUCGAUCAGAAUCAGGAGGAUCUGUCAACACCACAACUAUUGUCGCUAUCACACCAACAUUUACUCGAUCGAUUACUAUACAACCAUCAUUCCAUCUCAUCAAUAGAAAUCUGACCCAAGAAUGUACAACUGAUGAUUCCGUAUCACUAGCCCCAAUUUCACAUCCAUCCUUUAUCAUCAUGUUGAUAUUAAUCUCUAUUUUAUUAAAUAUUUUAAUUUAA